AUGUCCGCAGCAGCAGGACUCUUGCCCUACCAACAACACAACUCCUAUAGUUCAUCAGGAAAUGCGGGUCCCAUCCAGUGCUAUCGAUGUGGAGAGACGUGUAAAGGAGAAGUAGUGAGGGUGCAAACCAACCACUUCCACAUCCGCUGCUUUACUUGUCAAGUUUGUGGCUGUGACCUUGCCAAGUCUGGCUUCUUCUUCAAGAAUGGAGAGUACAUUUGCACACGAGAUUACCAGCAGCUCUACGGAACUCGAUGUGAUAGCUGUCGAGAUUUCAUAACAGGAGAAGUUAUUUCAGCUCUCGGACGGACAUAUCAUCCCAAAUGUUUUGUGUGCAGCAUGUGCAGGAAACCUUUUCCAAUUGGAGACAAAGUGACAUUCAGAGGCAAAGACUGUAUUUGCCAGAACUGUUCCCUGUCUUUAGUCUCUGACAAGCCAAUCAAGAUCCAUGGACCAAGCCAUUGUGCAGGCUGCAAGGAAGAGAUUAAACACGGACAGUCAUUACUGGCUCUGGAAAAACAGUGGCACGUCAGUUGCUUCAAGUGUCAGACGUGCGGCAUCAUCCUAACUGGAGAAUACAUCAGCAAAGAUGGCGUACCUUAUUGUGAGACGGACUACCACUCUCAGUUUGGAAUUAAGUGUGAGACCUGCAACAAGUACAUCAGCGGCAGAGUCUUGGAGGCAGGAGGAAAGCACUAUCAUCCAACAUGUGCCCGCUGUGUACGCUGCCAGCAGAUGUUCUCAGAAGGAGAGGAGAUGUACCUGACAGGCUCUGAAGUGUGGCAUCCAAUCUGCAAGCAAGCAGCUCGGGCAGAGAAGAAGCUAAAGUACAGAAGAGCUUCUGAGACAUCAAUCUCCCCUCCGGGAUCCAGCAUUGGGUCUCCUAACCGGGUCAUUUGUGCUAAAGUAAACAAUGAGAUUCUAAAUUACAAGGAUUUAGCUGCUCUACCUAAGAUUAAAGCAAUCUACGCAGUGCAGCGCCCUGACCUCAUUUCUUACGAGCCUUAUAGCAGAUACACGUCGGAUGAGAUGCUGGAAAGAUACAGCUAUGGGGAGGAUAUCUAUGAAGGAAUGGAUCUGCGACAGAGAAGGUCAUCCAGCCCAGGAUAUAUUGAUUCUCCUCUUUAUAGUCAUCGAGAUGUUUCCCUCACCAUGCCUCGCUCCCCACAGCAUUACUACAUGUCGGGCACAGAGAGUGGCCGUAACUCCCCUUAUUAUAGCCAGGUAGAUGUUCGUUGCUCCACACCAACCCUUUACCAAGCUCCUCGGCACUUCCAUAUUCCAGCCGCUGCAGAGAGUAACAUUUAUCGAAAACCGCCCAUCUAUAAACGGCAUGUGUGCUGUGGUUUGGUACUUCCAGCCUGUAGAAAUGAUAUAAAUACAACGAAAAGUAAAACAAGUGAAGACCUUGUACAGUCCCCCAAGUACCUCCCCCCAUACAGUCCUGAUCCUUAUUACCAGUCUGAACCCGAGUAUUGGAUGUACUCACCAAAAAUGCCUCGAGCGCGGAGGUUCUCUUCAGGAGGAGAGGAAGAUGGUUUUGAUCGCAGCAUGCACAAGCUUCAGGGCAGCAUUGGAAGAUUGAUUCUAAAGGAGGAAAUGAAGGCUCGGUCGUAUAUUGACCCCUGGACACCGCCACGCAGUUCAGCGGGCAGCAAAGAGGCUUUACACACUGCUGGUUAUGAUGCUUCUCUUAAUGGAUCUCCCAAUAAGUGCUACCUGGCUGACAGUGAUCCCCUAAUCAACAAGUCUGCCUCACUCCCAGCAUACAGAAGGAAUGGCCUUCACAGGCCGCCAAGUGCGGAACUCUUCCACUAUGAUAGUGCCAAUGCAGUCAACUGGGGAAUGAGAGAGUACAAGAUCUAUCCGUAUGAAUUACUCAUGGUAACCACUAGAGGGAGGACCAGACUGCCUAAAGAUGCCGACAGGACUCGGCUGGAACGCCAUCUGUCAGCUGAAGAGUUUUAUCAGGUGUUUGGGAUGACUAUAGCAGAAUUUGACCGCCUGGCACUAUGGAAAAGGAACGAGCUUAAAAAACAAGCCAGGCUCUUCUAAUUCUAUCCACCACGUGCCUCAAUCUGUACACCUCUAUAAAUAUAUUUAUAAAUAUUAUAUAUAAAUAUAUAUAUAUGUAGAUCUUAUGUAUAACUAUUACACACAGUAUGUUUAUUGUAUUAUAGGAUAAUCUCCACGGGAAUACGUUUUAGGCCUUUCAGAAGUGGAAGGGACACUGACCUACUUCUAUGCAAUGGAUUGCAUUCCCUUUCACGGCUGACAGGGCUGUUCGGUGGAGAGAGAUAUUUUCAACUCUCGGUUAUAUUUUUUAAACGCUGUUUUUUAUGCGCCACUGUUUUGAAGAAUUUAGAGACUUCGGUAAACCUGCAUCUUUAACAUUGUUACAACGCAUUAUCGAAAUUGAGCCAUAUGGAUUUCCCAGAGUUCCCCUGUGGUGACCAAUUGGCAGACAGGUUAUACGUGUGCCAUGUGUGUCUAGCAGGACCCAGCGGUGUCACUGCAGGUUGUGUCAAAGUGAAGUGGGGAAACAGAUUGAGACUGUCGCAUUAUAGGACCAGAAUAGGAACUGCCUUUACCUGAAGUCAUGCAUCGUCUGUUCAGUAAAUAACUCCUACAGCAUCUACUUAAUGGAAUCACGACCU
This is a messenger RNA of Nanorana parkeri, 2657 nucleotides long. It is a transcript of the gene ABLIM3, whose product is annotated as actin binding LIM protein family member 3. Bases 1 to 2055 code for a protein of 684 amino acids. NCBI's taxonomy places the organism in Eukaryota, Metazoa, Chordata, Amphibia, Anura, Dicroglossidae. Gene Ontology annotation, cellular component: actin cytoskeleton; stress fiber. Gene Ontology annotation, biological process: lamellipodium assembly; cytoskeleton organization; cilium assembly. The record is from RefSeq and is a predicted model, not a curated record. The transcript is spliced from 23 exons. Gene Ontology annotation, molecular function: actin filament binding.